Acanthoscelides obtectus is the source of this 1167-nucleotide messenger RNA. Lineage: Eukaryota; Metazoa; Arthropoda; Insecta; Coleoptera; Chrysomelidae. The record is from the annotation of a GenBank genome assembly.
AUGGCAUCAAAAGGAGUAGGAAAACUUCAUUUCAUUGAUGGAAAUGUGGAUACAAACAAAUAUUUGGCAAUUUUAGAAGAAUCGCUUUUACCAGUGAUGGAAGAAUGUCUGACAUCCGGCCAAGAUUUUGUGUUUCAGCAAGAUGGUGCAGCGUGCCAUACCAAAAAGGCUAUAAAAUGGAUGGAAGAAAAUAAUGUACCACUUUUGAAAUGGGUUUCUAGCAGUCCAGAUCUGUCACCUAUUGAAACUUUGUGGCACGAGAUGAAAAAGUUACUGUCUGUUUUCGGCAACGGAGCGCCACAUCAGUCGACAAUUUCCCGUUGGUAUGGAGAAUUGAAACGUGGACGGGUGGGUGCACCAAAAACGGCAGUCACCCAGGAAAACGUCGAUGUUGUGCGCAAACUCAUCAUUGAAGAUAGACAUGUGACAUAUCGCGAGAUUGAGGCGUCCUUGAAGAUCUCAAAGACCUCAAUUCAAAAAAUUUUACAUGAAGAAUUAGGAGUAAGAAAAUUAGUUUUUCGUUGGAUACCCCAUCUGUUGACUGAAGAGCAGAAAGCAGCCAGGGUUAAUUGGUGUCAAAAAACGCUUGACCGCUUCAAUUCCGGAAAUUCAAAAAAUUUGUCCAGCAUUGUUAGUGGUGAUGAAUCGUUGAUUUACUGUUAUGAACUAGGAAAUAAACGACAGUCGGCUCCAACAAAAGUCAUCCGUUCUCGAAGUAUUUUGAAAAGAAAAGAUGGUCGAGACAUUUGUCAAACAACUGUUACUGCGGAUUGGUAUACCACCAUUUGUUUCCCAAAAGUCAUCACCGAGCUUCAAAAAAUCAACCCCGAAAUAAGAAUCAUCCUCCACCAAGACAAUGAAAGCUCGCACACAGCCCAAAGGACAGGGCAGUAUUUAACGGAAGAAAACGUGAAAUUAUUGGACCAUCCUCCAUAUAGUCCCAAUCUAAUUCCUAACGAUUUCUUUACUUUCCCGAAAAUUAAAAACAGACUGCGUGGUCAAAGGUUCCAGUCACCAGACGAAGCAGUUGACGCAUUCAAAGAUAGCGUUAUGGAUCUGCCAGCAAACGAGUGGAAUAAGUGCUUCGAAAAUUGGUUCGAGCGCAUGCAGAUGUGUAUUCAUCUUCGUGGAGAAUACUUCGAAAAACAAUAAAGUCAUUUAAAACUA